This is a messenger RNA of Lethenteron reissneri (Far Eastern brook lamprey), 1746 nucleotides long. Its product is annotated as peptide YY-like. The record is from RefSeq and is a predicted model, not a curated record. Gene Ontology annotation, biological process: neuropeptide signaling pathway; feeding behavior. NCBI's taxonomy places the organism in Eukaryota, Metazoa, Chordata, Hyperoartia, Petromyzontiformes, Petromyzontidae. Gene Ontology annotation, molecular function: neuropeptide Y receptor binding; neuropeptide hormone activity. Gene Ontology annotation, cellular component: extracellular region.
GGGGCUGAUGGGGAGCAGACUGCAAGGAGCGCAGGACCGCGGACCGCUCACUUCCUCGCCACUUCUCCCAACAUACACCGAGGAUGCCGGUCCGCUGCUCCAUGUUUGUGCUGCUGGUGGUGUGCACGGUGCUGUGUGCCGGCGCUCUGGCCACCGCCAUGCCCCCCAAGCCGGACAACCCCUCCCCAGACGCCUCCCCCGAGGAGCUGUCCAAGUACAUGUCGGCUGUGCGCAACUACAUCAACCUCAUCACCCGCCAGAGGUAUGGAAAGCGAACCGUGUCAGAGCCGAUGCUGCCCGCUUGGCUCUUUGAAGACGCAGCCGAGGACAGACUUGCAUACAGUUAAACAAGAUGCCAUUCGCAGGGUCUAGUGAGAAGGCACUCCCCUGCAAGAGGACACACCUUUCGAAGACUUCAGACGCUUGGAAACAGCUCCACACAUGCCUCACACACACACGGGCAGACUUUUGGAUAGAGUUAUUUGUUAGCAGCUUAUAUGUUAAUCUGUUUCAAAUUUCAUAUCAGGCUUAAUUGUGUCAAUAAAUGCUUGUGGAAAAUCUCAUUGCACUACAUCGAAGACAAUGCUUGCCUUUAACGCAAAGUCUGCUAAGCAUGCAAACACAAUAACACGCAUGCAUAGGUAAAGCAUUAACAUAUGUAGUGUAUUUCUGUCAUCAUGAUCGGAUAAUCCUGAGCGAGAUACAUUUCAGAUCUAUAUACUACAAAUCGCAAUAACAUCACCUAACGCCAUAUGUUCGGAGACAGUCUGGCCUAUUUGAGCAUGCAUUAUGAACAAUCAUCACCAGGUCUAUUCGUUGUUUGUCACCAUCAAACUAUGGACCGUACACCAUUGGAACCUCCUUUGCAGUAGCAAAAUAUGAUAAUUGGGUUUUUACCCUUUUAUCUGGCAACAAAACUGACACCUUUUUUUAUAAGGAGUCAUGCGCCUUUUAGCCAGCAUCUGGUCCAACACCAUGUGAGACUAGGCUCUAAGAAAAGCUGUCUCGGGUGUGGACCAAUCAAUUUCAAGGACAGUGCAUACAUUAUCAGAGUUGUGUUUUUGUUUGCAUUCCGACCGCAGGUAUUGUGGUCAAUGCAAACAUGACUCCUUGUAAAAAAGGUGUCAGUUUUGUUGCCAGAUAAAAGGGUAGAAACCCAAUUUUCAUAUGGACCGUAUAGUAAAAAACCACUCUGACCUGGAGGAAUAGAAACACUACACGAACUCUUUCUCCUGAAGCCCCUGGCGUGGCUACAUUGGCAUGUAACUCCUGGACAUAUUGCUGCCAUGGGCAAGAACAUACUAGAAUUAGUAGAUAAUGGUGUGCUGCGCUGUUUCAAUGUACACAUUAGCUGUGCUUUUACACACACAUAGUGCAACACACAAUACAACACCUCGAUUCGCAAUGCAUCAUCUCCCAUCUCGGUCCGAAUCUCUACCCCUUGCCGCUGACGAUUGUCUUUUAAUGUAUUUAAUCUUUACUUUAACAUAAUCUAUACUUUACCAUAAUCUAUACUUUAACAUAAUCUGUAUAAUAAUACCUAGAAGUUACAGUUCUCCUGCACAUGAAUGUCCUAUGGUCUCCUGAGAUGUGACGUUGGUUUAAUUGAGAGACGACUACCAGCCUGAGCUGUGAUGAAACCACACUGGAUGGAAUCGUUUAAUCUUGCCUGGUGUCGGACACUGUUCAUUGUUUCACAGUAAAUAUUCUCCAAAGAUUUUGCAAUACACGCCUGUUUAAAGUCUG